Messenger RNA from Effrenium voratum, 498 nucleotides. Lineage: Eukaryota; Dinophyceae; Suessiales; Symbiodiniaceae. The record is from the annotation of a GenBank genome assembly.
AUGGGAAAGACGCGCGUCAUCUCCAAGGGUUACCGCCACGGUACCCGUGACAAGUAUUCCAAGAAGUACAGGACCAAGGGUAGACCCGGUCUGGCUCGGUACCUUGUGAACUUCAAGCGGGGCGACUAUGUGGACAUUGUGGCGGAUCCGUCCAUCCAGAAAGGCUUGCCAUAUUCCUUCUACCAUGGCAGGACUGGCAUCGUGUUCAACGUGAACCGCAACGCUUUGGGAGUCGAGAUGACCAAGAUCGUGGGCAACCGUCAGCUGCGCAAGCGCCUCCACGUGCGCAUUGAACACGUGCGCAAGUCUCGCUGCAACGAAGCCUUCCUGCACCUUGUGAAGGAGAACGACAUGAAGAAGCAACAAGCGAAGAAAGAGGGCAAGAGCAUUGUGUGCAAGCGAGUUCCAGAAGGCCCCAAGCCCAUGAAGACGGUGACCGCGUCGCCAGAGGAUGUGGAGGUGCUGGCUCCCCUGCCUUUCGUUGAGAACUACUUCUAG